Messenger RNA from Monomorium pharaonis (pharaoh ant), 5369 nucleotides. RefSeq names its product UDP-glucose:glycoprotein glucosyltransferase (gene Uggt). The transcript has 24 exons. NCBI's taxonomy places the organism in Eukaryota, Metazoa, Arthropoda, Insecta, Hymenoptera, Formicidae. The coding region runs from base 194 to 4747 and encodes 1517 amino acids. Gene Ontology annotation, cellular component: endoplasmic reticulum. Gene Ontology annotation, molecular function: UDP-glucose:glycoprotein glucosyltransferase activity. The record is from RefSeq and is a predicted model, not a curated record.
GUCACCAGCGGAACAACAAUACGUCACGUUAAAUUUGCCGCAUGAUAAUUGCUCGUAAGUCCGAUCGGAUCGCUGUUCCGAAGUAUUGGAAGAUUUGGAAGUAUUGUGCAUGUGGCACGCGCGCUGGAUGGAUUGGCUAUAAUCAUCAAUGCAUUCUUUGUAGUUAAAAUAACUUUAGUUGACUCUUUCGGAGAUGAGGGGGCUCAUAUUUUUUUACAUAUUCUUGUUAUGCUCUAGUCAACUUGGAGCUGACAAGAAGAUUAACAAAUAUGUGACAACUUUAAUAAAUGCCAAAUGGAAUGAAACGCCUCUGAUUCUUGAGGCAGCUGAAUAUUUCAGUGAUGAGAAUCCAAGUUACUUUUGGAAAUUUAUCGAUUUAUAUUCCAGAAGGAUUAGCAAUCUUGUACUAGCUACACAAAAAGAGAAUUAUGAUGUUAUUCUGGAAUUGGCUGAAAAGUUUCUGUCUCAAUCUGAAAUGGCAGUUUUCAAAUUAGGAUUAUCUUUACGUAUUUAUUCCGCACGUGUGGAAAUGUACUCUCAAAUGGCUGUGAAUAAAAAUGUUUCUUUAUAUGGAUGCAACAAUGUUGUUAACGUUGGUGGAACAUUUACUUGUUCUUUAGAAGAAAUAGACAAAUUGCUUGAUCAGGAUACAUGGGAAACUAUAGAUACCUAUGAUGCAGAUCAUCAAUAUUUAAGUACUUCUGAAUCUGAUAAAAAAAUUAUAUUGUAUGGUCAAAUUGGAACGCCUAUAUUUAUUGAUUUUCAUGAAAAGUUAAAAAAUAUAGCGGAAACAAAAGGGAUCAAUUAUAUCCUUCGUCAUUAUGUUAAGGAGAGGGAGGAUAAGAAAUUGCGGUUAUCAGGUUAUGGUGUAGAAUUGCAAAUGAAAUCUACAGAGUACAAAGCGACUGAUGAUUCCGAUAUUAAAGAUAACACAGGAAAAAGCUCAGAAGUGGCAAAUGAUGGCAUGGAGGAAAUUGAAGGAAUCAACUUUAUGACUUUAAAGAAAUUAUAUUCAGAUCAACAAGCUGAAUUGGAUAAAAUACAAACAUAUUUACUGGAAACUAGUCAUGAGAUCGGUGCUUUUAAAGUAUGGCAGUUUCAAGAACUAAGUCACCAGGCAGCUGAAAGGAUAAUGAAGUCUCCUUCUACAGAAGCACUAUACAUUAUGACUGAUAUAUCGCAAAAUUUUCCUAUGCAAGCAAAAUCGCUAAUUCGAACUAAAGUGAAUAGUGAUAUGAAGAAAGAAAUGAAACUAAAUCAGGAAAUAUUUAUGGCAAGUCUAAAUAUACAACCAACUGAUACAGCGCUUUUCAUCAAUGGUUUAUUUUUUGACUUGGAAGCUAUUGAUGUUCUAACCCUUUUAGAGUCUUUGAGGAGCGAAUUACGAGUCAUGGAAGCUCUUCAUAAAAUUGGUUUUAGUAAUAAAAAAAUGAGUAAACUAUUAGCUUUGGAUUUAUCUGGAGAUACAGAUAAUCAAAACUUUGCAAUGGAUAUAAGAGAUUCCGCAAUAAAUUGGAUUAACGAUAUUGAGAAUGAUCCACGUUACAGUAAUUGGUCACCAUCGUUAACCGAAUUAUUACGACCAACAUUUCCCGGCAUGCUUAGAAAUAUUAGGAGAAAUUUAUAUAAUCUAGUAUUAAUUAUUGAUCCUCUAAGUGAAGAUUCCAUGCCAUUAAUAGCUCUAGCACAAUCUCUUUAUGCGCAUUCUGCACCACUGAGAGUAGGAUUUGUCUUUGUAACAAAUUAUAAUACAUCUGUGACAGGUUUAAUGGAUGCUAGUGUUGCGGUUAAUAAUGCGUAUCAUUAUUUUGCAGACACUAGAAGUCCAAAAGAUGCUCUACAUUUUUUAUCAGAGUUAGGAAAUUACAUCGGACAAUCUAGUGCUGAUGUAGAUGAUAUAAAAAAAGUUAUAAGAUCUAAAGACUCGUCCGCUAGUAUACCUUACAUUCUUGGUGAGGAGUCUGAAUACGACGUAGGACGCCAUCUGGCCAACGACUUUAUAAAACGAUGUGGUUUUAAGAAGUUCCCACAAGCUUUGUUAAAUGGUGUACCCUUGACGCCUAAUCAGAUAAAUUCUGAAUCGUACGAGGAAGCAGUGUUAUCUACUAUUAUGUCACAGACACCUAUGUUGCAAAAAGCGGUAUAUCGAGGUGAAGUAACAGAAGGAGACGAUAUCGUUGAUUUUCUCAUGAAUCAACCAAAUGUUAUGCCACGAUUAAACGAGCGUAUUUUGAAGGUGGAUAGGAAUGCAUGGUUAAAUUUAAUUGGCACGGUUCCUGAAGAUGAUGACUAUACUAAAUGGGCUUCUCAAAAUUUAUCCACUUAUUUAAUGAAAAAAAUGCAUUAUUUCUUCGUACCGCGUCGUAAUAUGCGUCAUUUAUAUUCCUUCUGGGUUGUAGCUGAUUUGAAAUUAUUGUCUGGCAGACAAUUACUACGAGAAGCUCUUGAAUAUGUAGAAUCAAAUACUGAUGCACGAGUUGGUAUUAUUAUUAAUGCAAAAGAUGACGCAGAUCUAAAGUCUGAUAUUAACAAAAUUGUACUUGCUGUACUAAGUGCAUUGUCACCAGAAAAAGCUAUACUUUACAUGCGUAAAAUCCUUAAAGAAGAUAAUGCUGCUCUCAUUGCUGAUGGUAACUUUAAUAUUGAGGAGGAAUCCGUGGUGGCAAAUUUACAGAAUCAAAAACCGAUAUUAUCAUUAUAUCAAUAUUACGUUAAAACCGUUUUAAAAAUGGAGACACAAGCAAGAGCAGUUUUAUGCAAUGGCCGUAUUAUUGGCCCUUUUGAUAGUAGUGAAGAAUUUACGAGUGAAGAUUUUUCUUUAUUAGAAAGAUUUAGCCAAAGCACUUAUGGCGAAAAAUUAUUUAUGAAAUUGAUAAAAGAUCAAAUCUUCAACGAAGAUGAAUAUGAAGAAAAUAAUAUUACUGACGAUACAAUUAUGAAGAUUACUUCACUCUUAGUGCCACGUCCACAAACUCGAAGUCGGUAUGACGUUCCUUUCCAUGGAGAUGAUCACAGUGUCAUCAAAAUUUCAGCAGCCAAUCCCGAUGAAGUUGCCUUCAACUUUAUUGGUAUUGUGGAUCCAGUUUCACGUGGUGCUCAAAAAUUGGGUCCAAUAUUAAAAACACUACAACAAGCUUUAAAUUGUAAUAUAAAAGUUUUCUUGAACUGCGUAGACAAAAAUAGUGAUAUGCCAUUAAAAAGCUUUUAUCGAUUUGUGCUUGAACCUGAAUUGCAGUUUACAACAGAAGGAGAUAUUAGUGGUUCUAUCGCAAAGUUCACAAAACUUCCUACUUCGUCAUUAUUAACACAAUAUAUUCAUGCACCUGAGAACUGGUUGGUGGAAGUAGUUCGCAGUAUUUAUGAUUUAGAUAACAUUAAGCUCGAUAAUGUCGCGAUGGGUGUACACAGUGAAUUCGAGUUAGAAUACUUGCUGCUUGAGGGUCACUGUUUUGAAGCAGUAAUAGGGAAUCCACCAAGAGGUCUUCAGUUCACAUUGGGCACUGAGAAACAGCCCGUGAUGGUUGAUACUAUAGUAAUGGCGAAUCUCGGCUACUUCCAACUUAAAGCAAAUCCUGGCGAAUGGGUGUUACGACUUCGACAAGGACGGUCCGCAGAAAUAUAUGACUUUACCACUGUUGAUGGACAAGAUGUGAUUCAGAACGGUAAUGAUGUGAAAGUACUGAUAAGUUCUCUGAAGAGUCAUGUGUUGAAAGUGAAGGUUUCCAAGAAGCCAGACAAAGCAGGGGUCGAUCUUUUGUCGGACAACGAGAAGGACUCUGGAUUAUGGAACUCCAUUUCUAGCAUUGCCAAAUUUUGGACAUUUACGGUAACAGAUGAAAGUGAAGAUAAAGAUGAGAAAUUGAAUAUCUUCUCUCUUGCCUCUGGACAUUUAUAUGAAAGAUUCUUAAAGAUCAUGAUGCUAAGUGUUAUUAAACACACUAAGACACCGGUCAAAUUUUGGUUUUUAAAAAAUUAUCUUUCACCAACGCUAAAGGACUUUUUACCACAUAUGGCUAAAGAAUAUGGCUUUGAAUACGAACUCGUUCAAUACAAAUGGCCUCGCUGGCUUCAUCAACAAACUGAAAAACAGAGAACUAUUUGGGGAUACAAAAUUUUGUUUCUCGAUGUAUUAUUCCCGCUGAAUGUUAAAAAAAUAAUAUUUGUCGACGCUGAUCAAGUGGUAAGAGCGGAUUUGAAGGAACUAGCAACUUUGGAUCUUGGUGGUGCACCUUACGCGUACACGCCAUUCUGUGACAGCAGAACCGAAAUGGACGGGUUUAGAUUUUGGAAACAAGGAUAUUGGAGAAAUCACUUGCAGGGUCGUGCUUAUCACAUCAGCGCACUAUAUGUAGUCGAUCUCAAACGAUUCCGACGUAUCGCUGCUGGAGAUAGACUACGAGGACAAUAUCAGGCAUUAAGUCAAGAUCCAAAUAGCUUAGCAAAUCUUGAUCAGGAUCUUCCUAAUAAUAUGAUUCAUCAAGUGGCUAUCAAGACACUACCACAAGAGUGGCUAUGGUGUGAAACCUGGUGCGACAAUGCAUCAAAGAAAUAUGCCAAAACUAUAGAUUUAUGUAACAACCCGAUGACUAAGGAAGCGAAAUUACAAGCAGCUAUGCGUAUCUUACCCGAAUGGGUGGGUUAUGAUGAAGAAAUUAAAGCUCUGCAACAGAAGAUAGAGAAUGCAAAUAGACAGACGGAGAAAGACAGUGAAACUAUUGAUCACGUCUCAAGCCAUAAUGAACUGUAAAUUACAUUUACAUAUGAUGAUCUGAGGUAUAUAUUGAGCCCCAAGAUUGUCAAAAAAAUUUUAUAAAAUUGUGUAUAUAGAAAUCUUCGUUUGCACUACAUUAGCAAGCGUCAGUACGUAAAAAUUCCAUAUUUCACUUUUGUAAUUGACACUUGGCACUUUUGUAUAAAUAUUUGCCACUGGUGCUCUCGUGUAAACUCAAAAAUAAGGAUAUAUUGGAAGCUGAAGAUCUUUGUUACUUAUUCUUAUUAGAUCCACAUCGUAUAUAAUUAUAAGUUAUGGACUUCAAUAAUUACCUCAUCUUUUCAUAUAACAUAUGUUAUAUGAAAGAUUACUUAUUUCUUCAGAUCAAGUCGAUAAGAAGUCAGUAAAGUCCAAUAAUCUAAUAAUUGUUGGGGUUACAGUAUUCUGAUUAGUCGUGAACAUACAAUUCUGUUUAUGUUAUUAAGCCAAUUGUGAUUGAUUAUUGUCUACUAUAAUAGUUAUAAGAAAUAAACUUGUAACAUUUUGUAACUUUGAUAUUUUCUUCUGUAUAGCAUGAUAAAGAAAGAAAGAGAAAAAGAAUAUCUGAUAAAAAUGCUCAAUAUUCGGCUUUUAAAUAAAUUUGUCUGUAUAUACGGUA